GAUAGAGAGAGAGAGAGAGAGAGGAAGAGAUGGCGGGAAAAAAUAUAGAACCCUGGUGAGCAGAGGCCGGCCGGAGAAGAUCUAGGGUUUUCGGUCUGUUCCGUCUUGUUCUGGUAAAUCCAUGAAGGACGGUCCGCCAUCUUCCCCGGAAGACGCUACGACAGAAGCAGCCGGAGACGAGGACGGCGGCGGAGGGACUCCACCGGCCAGGCCGCCAGCUAACCCCUACCGUGGUGUCCGGAUGCGCAAGUGGGGAACCUGGGUGGCGGAGAUCCGGGAGCCGAGGAAAAAAGGCCGGAUCUGGCUCGGUUCCUACGCGUCUCCUGUAGCAGCGGCGCGGGCGUAUGACACAGCCAGCCUCUGCCUCCGCGGCCCCGCCGCCCGCCUCAACUUCCCUCGCCUCGCCGGAUCCAUCGAGAUCCGCCAGGAUAUGUCCGUCGAGGACGUCCGCCGGAAGGCCGCCGAGGUUGGGGCGAGGGUCGACGCUUUCGAGGCCGGCCUCCGAUCUCUCCGGGAGGGGCUGUUCCAGGGGUUCAGGAGAGCUCACUUCGGACCAGACUUGGAUCUGAUAGAGAGCCGUGAUCUCCAGACAGGCGUACCGGAUCUUCCGAGUCGAUUUUUUAAAACUGUUGUUGUGAAGAAUUAUUGUACAAAACAUUACCAUGGAAGACAUCGGUCCAUCAAGGGAAAAUCUUACAUGGACUGAACCACAAAUGGACUACUUAGUAGCUGAGUAUAUCGGUAUAAGGGCACCCUCUUCAGACCGUUUGAUUCAUUCGAAGUAGCUAAGCAUCACAUGAAUGAGUAUGUCCACAACAAGUAUGGUGUGCAAGUACGUAGGCCUCCAGUCAUUGAAAGUGUCAUCGCAAAGCAAGAUAUAGAAGACCCGAAGUUUGUUGAACGGAAGCGCAACCACAAAUGUUGGAUUACUUGUUUUGUAAUUACAUGUUUUCUUUUUUGGAUAUAUACUCAUUAAAC
Molecule: messenger RNA, 978 nt
Organism: Nymphaea colorata (pocket water lily)
Lineage: Eukaryota; Viridiplantae; Streptophyta; Magnoliopsida; Nymphaeales; Nymphaeaceae
Product: ethylene-responsive transcription factor ERF008-like
Exons: 2
Coding region: 122-706 (194 amino acids)
Biological process (GO): regulation of DNA-templated transcription
Molecular function (GO): DNA binding; DNA-binding transcription factor activity
Source: RefSeq, a predicted model, not a curated record